This is a messenger RNA of Cherax quadricarinatus, 1746 nucleotides long. Its product is annotated as E3 ubiquitin-protein ligase TRIM13-like. Lineage: Eukaryota; Metazoa; Arthropoda; Malacostraca; Decapoda; Parastacidae. Gene Ontology annotation, molecular function: metal ion binding. The record is from RefSeq and is a predicted model, not a curated record.
GAUGCAUUUGGUAGGUCAUUUAUGUAUAUGAGAAAGAGAAGAGGGCCAAGGACACUUCCCUGUGGGACACCAACUGUAAUUGGCUGAGCGGAAGAGUUUGCCCCAUUUGUGUACACAUAUUGGCUUCUGUUGCUGAGGAAGCAUUACAUCCAGUACCCAUUGAUUACCAACCACAAGCAACUUGCUGCCCAGUCCUACUGCUGGACCACUGACUACAGGCAACUUCUUGGCCAGUCCCACUCCUGGAAUCACUGACCACAGGCAACUUCUUGGCCAGUCCCACUGCUAGACCACUGACCACAGGCAACAUCUUGUCCAGUCCCACUGCUGGACCACUGACCACAUCGCACUCAGUUCCACCGACAGCAAAGUUUCACUCACGGACCAUUGAGGAUGGAUAACUACAAUCCAGAGGAGUGUAAAGUGUGCUUUAACAAUUAUGAUGAAGAACUACGACGACCACGCAAUCUGCCGUGUGGUCACACAUUCUGCUCACAGUGUAUUGAAGAUACAAUACAGAAUGCUCAGCUCAUCUGCCCCAGCUGUCGUGCUAAGCACAGUGCCACAGAUGCUACUCAGUUCCCGAUCGUUUAUGCUAUUGAGGCUUUUAUGAAGAAACUCAGAAGUAUCCAGGUUACAUCAGUGGAAACAGUGUCAACAAAAUGUGGUCAAGAUCGCACAAGAGGCAUCAGCAAGAAGUUACGGUCUUUGGUACAGGAACACAAGAGAAGUAUCAGUAACCUUAUAAGUGAGUGUGAAGAAGCACUGUCCCAGCUGAGCAAGUACCAGGGGCAGGUGAGGGACUGGAAGACCCAGCAUCACCAACUGCAGGACAGACUCCAUGAUCUGCUGGAGCAGAACAAGGCAGCAAUAGAGCUCCUGGAGCAGGAGGAUACCAGUGUGCUGACUAUGACAACAGAAGGAGAGGCAGGAAAGAAGCAGCUGCAGACAAUGCUGGAGAACCUCAACACAGUCAACACUGCAGAGGAGGUUGUCACAACCAUUGAUGAGGCUGAUUACUACAAUGUGGAGGUUGAAGAUUGGAUCCAGAAGUGCCAGGAACUCUUCCCAGGUGUCAACACUGUCUACACCUUAGUAAACGUACAGGAGACCAUUAAGAAGACCCUGGACACCAUCACCACAGAGACAGGUGCUACAGCUGCCUCCAUUCUCCAGGGAGACUCAGUCACCGCCAUCAUGGAGAAAGUUAAGAAAAUUAUUGGUAAACCCUCCAGAACAUUAACUGUUGAUGAUCUUCGUGGGAUGAGUGAGAACGUCAAGAGGAUGGUGGAGGCUGGCCUGGUGUUUGGUGUCAAGCAAGACCAAGAUGACCUCUGCUACUCCAGAAUAACUUUACAAGAUGGUCAGCUGUAUCUCCAUGUUCUCCAGCACCAACCACCACCCACCCACGCCCGCACUAUCCAGGACACACCGGGACAGCAUCGUGGAGUUCGACCGCGAGGCAGCUGUCAGGUGUGCCACAGGCAGUGUGUACUCAGUUCCUCAAGCUUCAACAUCCGUGCACACGAGGGCCUGGGAUCUUCAAUCAACUUGGCGUCCACCAGGACGCUGACAUGUCCCUAGGGCAGCCCUCCAUCGGGCUGCUAACGAAAUCACUGGCUUCUUGGACCUCUUGGGGAGGGUCGAUGGUGCUCGUGCAAGCAGCAGAUCCCGGGGCAACUUGCUGCUAUUUGCAAUGGCUGUCUGCCGAGGAGAGACAGGCACCUAGCAACAUCUGUUGUUGGG